Molecule: messenger RNA, 4691 nt
Organism: Nelumbo nucifera (sacred lotus)
Lineage: Eukaryota; Viridiplantae; Streptophyta; Magnoliopsida; Proteales; Nelumbonaceae
Source: RefSeq, a predicted model, not a curated record
CUCUCUCGUACACACACGGCAAUACGGCAUCCACUUUCAAAACACCUGCCUACUUUACGUUGUCACUGGUUCUCAUUUCCCGGCUGCUUGCUUUCUUCUCACUCUUUCGAACUCUCUGGAUACUCGAUAAAAAUCAUAUAUAAAGCAAUUCGAUCAGACAACUUUCGAUCUUAUCUGAUUAUCUCUCUGUCAGUCCUCAUUGGCUCACACUUGGAAAAGCGAAGCCGAGACGAAGAAGAUUUCGACUCCAUUUGAUCCCUGCUAUUUCUCUCUCUAACCGAUCGGCGACUGCGUCUCUGAAGAUCGAAAGUUCGUUUAUCUGUGGAAAUUUGUUUAAUUUAGUUUUAUACCAUUGCUUUUCCGCCUGUCGGAUGAAUCGUUUUUGUAAAAUUUAUUCGGUUUAGGUACUGUUUUUCGGAAAAGUUUGUAGAUUUGGAGCUUUUAUGUGGAAGCUUGAGAAUCUGCAUGUUUUGUCGAGAUUCUAGUUUAGGGAGGUUGCAGGAAUAUAGGUGUUUUGUGAUUCUUACCUCUUAGAUUACGUUGAUCGUGGAGGUUUUAAGUUUUCGUUUUUGUUUUUCAGAUACAGUUUUUUAUUUUCGUUUCUAGGCGAAAACUCAGGUUGUUGUUGUUGUUGAAGAAAUUGCGUGUGCUCUGGUUCCUUUUUUGGUUGAAAUAAGCCUGUUAAUAUGAAGUUCUGUGUUAGCUUGCGAUCUGCUGUUUAUAUGUAAGGACACAAUGUUCUGUAAAACUUAACAUGAAGUUCGUGACAAAUAGCAAAUUUUUAGUAUCUCGUUGAUAAAUAGGAGUUUAAUGUGUUAUGUAUGCUUAAAUUUGCCUCAUUAUACACUUGUUUUGUUGAAUUCUAUGAUUUUCUUUUGAUGAUUUUGUUUGUUCUUUGCAUUUUGUCGUUGUAGUGCUAGAGUUAAAUCUUUGCAAUAGGACCGCAAGUGUAGAAAUUCAGUUUAUGUAUUUCUAGAGAAUAAACUUCCUGAUCUUUGUUUUCUGAGGGCUAUGUCGGAAGAAUAGCUGUACCUCUACUGAGAACCCAUCCAGAGUUAAGAAAUUUAAAGUGCUUUAGGAGAGUGUGAUCUGGAAGAACAUUGAACCUGGUAUUGUUAACAACAACAUACUUUUAAGUUGGAGGUUGCAGGAAUUGUAGUUAGUUUUUGACUUGCGUCUUUAGGCUUGAAAAUUUUAUUAGUCCAGGCAUUAGGUAUGCCUGAAAGUUUUUUUGCUUUAAUAAAUAAGCUCGAACUGAGAUUUGAGAUCGCUAGUACUCUAGGUAGUAGACAAUGAUCAUUUUUCCUUGUAAAGAAAGUAUGCAAUUGAAGUUCUUUGCUCUUACCAUUAGAGAACAGUAAGGAAAUUUAUUUUCUCUUGAACAGAUAACAGCAUUUUGCACAUGCAAAGCUGGAAUUUUAUUCUUUAUUCUGCAUUGUUUCUUUUCCCCCAUAACCUGAUAGAAUGAGAGAGUGGAAGAACAUUAUGAUCAAUUGUUAGCAGUUACAGCAUAUAGGAGUUUCAAGUGUUAUGGUAACUAAAUAAUUCUGCCCCAUGACUUUUAACCUCCUAUACACCAGAACUUUUAAGGUGAACAGUGGUGGAGCGUAUAGAUAUGUUUCGUGCAGGUUUAUAUCUACCACGAUCUGCAGAUGGUCACUUGGUCAGGAACUCAGGAUUCACAAAGUUCUUGACUCUUUUCUUGUGAGAAUGAUAAAGUAAAUUUUAUUCAAAUAGAAAAUAGCACAUAAUACAGCAGGCAAUCAGGGCCCAGCCACAAGCAAAUGAAACCAACCCCGAAGAACCCACUUUUUUUUUGGGAAAAGGUAAGGAUAAACCCCAAAGAACACACAUACAAGUCACAGAUUCCAGGAAUCAAUGGAAAGGAGCUACCAGGUGGACUGGUGAACAAACUCCUUGGACGCAGAUGCCCAUGAUCCAAGCUUGCCGGUGCACAAUCUAAUGAGUUCCUCCUCUGUCCUACAUAUCAAAGAUCCUUUUAUUUCUUUCAGCUCAUAAUGGCCACGCUUCAGCUGCUGGCACCAUUCCCCAGAUUAGCUUCCCUUUUCUGCACAUAUACCUUGCAACUGCCUAGCAGAAAGCAGCCCAAUCAUAAACUAAGGCAUUACCCAGAAAAAGUUAGCCGCCCUCAAGAAAUACAGCCAAAGACCUAGGGCUAGCUGACAAUGGAUGAGAAGGUGAUCAACACUUUCUAUAUCCAGCCCACAAAUCCCACAACAUUGAUCUUGAAUCUGCAAGCCACUUCUCCGCAGUCUAUCUCUGGUUAAGCACUUUCCAAUCACAGCAGACCACAGUAAAAAGCUAACCUCAUCAGUCCCCAAAUCAGACUACUAGGGAACCUAGAGUUUCUUUUUUUUUUUUUGGGGGGGGGGUAUCAGGUUUCUAUCAAUGAUCCUAUGGAGAAGAUCCUAUAUUUUUCCCAUUUCCAGCUCCACUCAUCCUCCUGCCCUUCUCUAAUUAUCUGGUUACUCAACGUUUGGAGAAGCUGCAGCAUGCUAUCCAUCUCCCAAUCAUGCAGGUUUCCUUGAAAACUGGGUCACCAGACCACUUUACCUCCCAACACGUGAUAUGAAUCUGCCACAGAAGCUUCUUUGUUAUCAUCCAGCAGAAAUAGUUAAAGGAAAACCUGUUCCAGGGCCUGUCUGCACCAUUUAUCCUUCCAGAAGUUCAAUCUCCCACCAUCUUUCAGCUUGUAAGACAGCCCUUUUGAGAUGGUAUUGUAGGUCUUCAUAAUUCCUUUCCACAUAGAACUGCCAUAUGUAGAUAAGGGGUCAUCCAUGAUUCCAAUUCCCUCUUGGAUGGGCUGAAUGCAGCCUUGCCAAUUGUUAAACAAAGGAAAAAUUAACUAAGACUCAUCCAAUUAAAGCAGUUUGAUUGGAGAAAGCGCUCUGACAUGUGGAUUAGAAUGAAGUUUAGUCAUGUGGGUAAGAUUCAGUGAUCAAAGAAGAUUUUGUGCAUCUCCAGGAACUCGAGGUAGGCUUGUCACCUUAUCCACAGUGGGUGACUGGAACAGUAAACUUCUCCGAUCCUUUGUAAUUUUUUUCCUGUAUGAUUUUCCUACCACCUAUGGGCUUGAUUUUGUGAUAUAUUGCUUUUACCAGAGGUUGGGGCGAAUCUGCUGCUGGUCCUCAGUUUAGCUCAAAAUGGUCUCAGCACUGCUUCAAGCAAACCGAGUGAUCAUGUACUACUAUUGGUUAAUAGUGGCAGCUGGAGACUCUGGAGUUCUUCAAUGCUUCAUUAUAAUUAUUAUAUCUCUGAUUGUUCUGAUGAAUCCUUCUAUUGGAGUUAUGCUGAAUGGAGCCCUUCAACAUUAGUGGAUUGUGUUCUUGCUGAUUUCAAUUGGUCUGCAGCAGUAUACAAGAAAGCAACAAUAGGAUGCGGUGUUUAGGUUUGUUGCUAGCUCUGCUGUAAGUUUUCAUUUCACUCAAGACUCGUGAUUUGAUGGAGGAGGCUUUGGGCAAUCAUUCUGUAGCUAUUCAACAUAACAAAAUGGAAACACCAAAGAAUACAAAUGGAAAGCUUAAUGCAUUAGAGAUUGCAUCUUCAUGCUUGCAGCAGUCCAAUGCAGAAUGCGUGCAGACAGAGGAAGUGAGAGAUAAUGUUGAUACCACUGCAAUGGAAAGGCUAGACAAAGGAUUUAUGGAAUAUGGAUGUUCCCAUUAUUGGCGAAGAUGCCGCAUUAGAGCACAGUGCUGCAAUGAGAUAUUUGAUUGUCGCCAUUGCCAUAAUGAAGCAAAGAACAAUAUUGAUGUGGAAAGGAAGCUGAGACAUGACCUUCCACGCCAUGAAGUGCAACAGGUGAUAUGCUCACUAUGUGGCACAGAGCAAGAGGUCCGGCAAGUUUGUAUAAACUGUGGUGUGUGCAUGGGGAAGUAUUUCUGUGAGACUUGUAAAUUGUAUGAUGAUGAUACAUCAAAGGAACAGUAUCAUUGCAAUGGCUGUGGAAUUUGCAGGAUUGGUGGGCGUGAGAAAUUCUUUCAUUGCUAUACAUGCGGUUGCUGUUACUCAAUUCUGCUGAAGAAUAGUCAUCCUUGUGUGGAAGGUGCUAUGCAUCAUGAUUGUCCGGUUUGUUUUGAGUAUCUUUUUGAGUCUCGAAAUGAUGUAUCUGUCUUGCCUUGUGGACACACUAUUCACAAGAACUGCUUAAAGGAGAUGCAAGAGCACCUGCAAUAUGCCUGCCCUCUUUGCUCUAAAUCCGUGUGUGAUAUGUCCAAAGUAUGGGAAAUGCUUGAUGUUGAGAUUGCCGCAAUACCCAUGCCUGAAUCUUAUAACAACAAGAAGGUGUGGAUCCUCUGCAAUGACUGUGGAGUAACCUCCCAAGUCCAAUUCCAUGUUGUGGCUCAGAAAUGUCUGAAUUGUAAAUCCUACAAUACUCGGCAGACAAGAGGUGAAACAUCAACCGCAUCCUCGUUCUCAAGAUAGAAUGGAUCUGGAUUUGCGCUUAUCUAUUCACUUCCUUUGCAUCAAGCCGUCGAUGCAAUCAUGCAAAUUUCAAAAGGCAAUGAAAAAGUUGCAGCUUAUAUUUGCUACUAGUUGGCGUCAUUGUAACAUUCCGUGCUCGUUGUCUUUUGCUUUCGAGUUUGUGAUAUAUUUUGUUGUUGAACUGGGAUUGUUUAAAUCCACCGCUUUCACAGGUGGUGCUAAUUCACUUGCGCCCCGUUUCUUUUCAA